AUGAUUAUGCAUCGGCUAGCCGUUCAGCGGACUGCGGUGGUCCGUCCUGGGGCGCUCGUUCGUUUGCAAGUUGGAAAGAGACCGUCGAACUCAAUUGUCACACAGAUUCGCAAGACAGAGAGCGGUACGCGGCCGCUUCAUGUUAACGACAAGCGAAAGGCAACGUUAUGCUCGUCCACCUCAGCGGACCGGGGAGGCGCCCUAGUCGCUACCCGCGAUAUCCCUGAAGGCCGCCUUUCGUAUGAAGAUGAAGGCCCUGUCGCCAGCGGCUCGUCCGUUGCGACUCGGUUCGUUCCAGCGGGCAUGCUGUCUCGCGAAGAUUCCCAGAUCAGGGACUCCCAGAUCAGUCCGUCAGUCCAUCGCGAUGUACCCGAGGGGAUGCUGUCCCGUGAGGAGCUCAGCGACACGGAGCGCGAGUCGGAUCAGCGCCAGUUCAACUGGUUCCAGCAGUGGUACCCGGUGGCCGCCCUGGACGCACUCGACCCCACCAGGCCGCACGCCUUCACCCUCCUGCAUACCAAUCCCCACCUGCACCGCAACGCCACCGUGGGCCAGGAUCUCGUGUUGUGGCGGGAUGGCUCCGGCCGGUGGAGGGCGUUCAAGGACGCGUGUCCGCACAGGCUAGCCCCGCUGUCCGAGGGCCGCAUUGAGAAGGACGGCACCCUGCUGUGCGCGUACCAUGCAUGGAGGUUCGACGGAUCGGGGGCUUGUACGGCAAUGCCGUUCUGCAGUCCGGACGACCCAGGUCGCCGCAACCCCCGCAGCUGCGCCGUGUCGUACCCCGCCCUGGAGCGGGGGGGCCUGCUGUGGGUGUGGGCGCAGGGGGGCCCGGGGGCGGAGGAGGCGGCGGCAGCCAAGCAGCCGCCGGUGCCGCCGGAGGUGCAGGAUGACGGUCGGCCUCGUGCCGGAGUGACCUGCAUGGGCGACCGCUACAAGGACCCCCGGCCCUUCCAGCUGGAGGUCACCCUGCCGCCUUCCCUGGAGGAGGGCUUCAAGGUACAUUUGCCCAAUUCGAAGUCUGAGACCGUUCGGGAGGCAUACACCGACUUCACCCCCCCCGGCCUGGUCAGGAUCCAGUCGGAGAACCGGGACGGCAGCCGUACUAUUCUUGCGCUGUUCAGUACCCCCAUAAGGCCCGGAUGGACACGGCUGAUCAUGGUCUCCUCCCCCGACAACGAGGGGGGCGGGAGGAGUGUGGUGGGCUUCGUGGGGUCCAAGAUGCUGCCCGUCUGGCUCGCCCACCUGCUGGGGCCUCUCUUCCUGCACCAGGACCUUUUGUUCCUGCACUACCAGGAGAGAGCCGUGAUGCGGCAGCAGCUGGAGAGGAAGCUCAAGCAACAGCAGCGGCAGCAGCGGGAGGGGGAAGAGGCGGCCGCGGCCAGUGAUGUGGAAGGCACGGACCUGUCCCUGCCGCCGCCCCAAUACUUCACACCAGGAACUGCAGACAAGGCUGUUGCGGCCUGGUGCACCUGGCUGACCAAGUUCGCUGGUGGGGACGUGACGUAUGCACCCGCCGGUAACGGUGUUCUCUCCGUGGUGCUUCACGCGGCUGGCUGGCUGGUGGGCUCGUGGGAGGGGCUGGGGCUGCUGGUGGUGGCGGCUGUGGCGGCGGGGGUGGUGCUGGUGACGACCAAGCUCGAGCAGAUGAUGCACAAGUACGAGUUUUCACAUGCGGACAAUCACUGA
Molecule: messenger RNA, 1686 nt
Organism: Volvox carteri f. nagariensis
Lineage: Eukaryota; Viridiplantae; Chlorophyta; Chlorophyceae; Chlamydomonadales; Volvocaceae
Exons: 13
Coding region: 1-1686 (561 amino acids)
Molecular function (GO): 2 iron, 2 sulfur cluster binding; chlorophyllide a oxygenase activity
Source: RefSeq, a predicted model, not a curated record